CAGAUAAAAGUUGUUGUUCAUCCUAGGAUCUCAUAGAUGGAAUUUAAGGAAAAACAAGAAAGAAGGGAAACCCCAUCAAUUAGGUACCAGUGCCAAGGAAUACAAAAAUUAAUGAACAUAGGUAGAGAGAUUUAAAGUUGUUCCAAAAUAAGGUGAAAUUAAGGAUGUCAGGGGCACAAGGAGCACAACCAAAGGAGGCCUAUACUGCUACAACGUAUGAAUCAAAAGAUGGAGGAGAGAACAAGCCCAGAACCGACCUUUAUUCCAAGGAGGAUGAGGGCUAUGUUGAGGUUGAUAAAAUUCAGGAGAAAGUAGAGGAUCCUGUGGGCAAGGGAGGUCCUGUUUUCGGUGCUGGCAAGGAUGAUGACAAGGGGGACUUGGGUGUGACUGGAACUGGUUGAUUAAUUAGUAUGCAUGGUCUUUUUUGUUCUUUCUUUUCUGUUUUUCUGUUAAGUUCUGAUAGUUUCUAUGGGUGUAAAUCUUUAAUCUAGACUCUUUCAUUUUUUUUUCAUGGUUUUUUGAUCAUGGUAUUUGGUCUUAAUUUUGUAUAAAAGGUUGAUUCUCUGCACUCAGAAAAGUUUAUUUUGGUAACAGAGAGUUCUGAUGUAA
This is a messenger RNA of Coffea arabica (coffee), 609 nucleotides long. RefSeq lists its product as uncharacterized. Lineage: Eukaryota; Viridiplantae; Streptophyta; Magnoliopsida; Gentianales; Rubiaceae. The record is from RefSeq and is a predicted model, not a curated record.